AUGUGGCAAAUAUUAUUUUACGGACGGAGUGUGACAUUUGUCGAAGAUGUUCGACUAUCCGAGGAGAAUAUCUUAGAAGUGUGCAAAAAUCUAAAUAUUCAGAUAAGUAAUCUGCAAAUAACAUAUAUCGAAUCAACAAACGAUGAUAAGCCCCUUCAUCGGCCUCCUCGUCCGAUUGAAGACGAGAUGCGCUAUUUCAUCUAUUAUCCACCAACGAAAUCUAUUCGACAAAUCGACGUUACAGACACUGUUCGCGUUCAAGACAUCAUCAAACAAGUUCAGCAUGAAUUUCAUUUGACGGCACAAGGUUCAGGACCUUCUGAAACAUCGAUCGUUCUCAAUUAUAAUGGUAGUGAUUUGAAACCCAAAUGGGCCGUGGGUGAUUUGGGAAUACCCUCAGGUGCCAUUAUUCGGUGUCUUUAUCGUGAACAGAAAGCAGCUGACCUCUAUAUUUACUGCGCAUUUAAUCAACAAACGAUAAAAAUAUUUGAUUCUACAUUAACUUUGGAAACAACGAUUGGAACAAUUCGAAAGAAACUGAGUGAUACACUCGGUUUACCACUGAGCACAUUCUGUUUGGAAAGUCGAGAUGGCCGUGUACGAUAUUAUGAUCAUAUGAAAUUAAUUAGUUACGAUAUUAAAUUGAAUGGACGAGUGUAUCUCAAAGUCUGGAAAGGAUUCGAAAAGUUUUUGACAAAUUGUCUAAAGGGUUUCCAUGAUACAUAUGCACAGGACGAUUUGACCAGACAAUAUCAACUCCAAAUUGCACUACACAUUGCAGCAUUUUAUGGUCAUAUGGAAUUAGCCACCAGUGCAAUGCAAAUGGGUGCCCGUAGUGAUCGACCUGUUGGUGAACAUCCCAGUCGUCAAUGGAGUUCGGUAUUAACCGAUAAGAUUCUCCCAGAAAUUCAAAAAUGUCCAUUUCAUAUUGCCAUUGAACGUGCACAUGUGAAAAUUGUUGAUCUAUUUGUGCGUCAUAAUAUUCUGUGCACACAAGUUCGACAUCCAAUCAAUGAUUAUUUACCUUAUCGUUUAGCGUUGACUCUGUCAAGUCAAUCGAAAGUGAAAGACGAACGUCAACGUUACAGUGAAAUCUACUUUUACCUCGAUGAUAAGCAAUUCAAUCUGAGAAUACCGUUAAAUUCAAACGGGGAGCAUGUACAAGCAGCGCUUGGAUCAUCGACAUCAGUUAGUGUAGUAACACAUCAUUCACAACAUCAUGUUCUGAUAUCAUUGCCAUUGUACUGCAAAAUUAUUAAAUGGUACGAACGUGCUCGUGAAUCAGCAUGGAAAAAGAAUGGUGGAAAUUUUUAUUCAAACCCGCUAUCAAAACGUAUUUAUCCUAAGACCGGUUUACUCGGAUAUAAAGUGUUAAUCGACGGAUAUAAUAACACGUUUGACGGUGUUCAAGAGCAAUAUUUGCAACAAAAGCCAAAUUCAGCAAAGCAUAGUGGUGGUAUCGAUUACAUUGACCGAUAUUUUGGCAAAGAUAUUUACGAAAAAGAAAAAUAUUUGCAAAAGAAAACGUACAUGAAACAGUUUGGUGUAGAAGAUAAACAUCGUAAAGGGAAUCUGGCACCAACAAUCACGGAUCAACGACGAUUCGCAACAUCAAAACGACAAAUGCCAUAUACAUCAAAAAUCGAUCAAGAUAAAACUUCGAAAGUAAACACUAACAAAUCGACGGUGGUUCAACCGCCUCUUGAAGGUCUUUCAUCAUCGUCCGAAUUUUUACAGCAGCAAAGUAGAGACUGGCAAGUUAUGAGUAAUCAAAAAUUGACAUUAUUACCCGCAACAAUCAAUGAAUCUGCAAUACAGCUAUCAAAUGCACUGAAACAUUUAGCAACAAGAAAAUCAGCGAAAAAGGUAAACACGAACAAUAAGGACACUGAUGAGAAGGCAAGCACAGUCGUUAGUUCUGUAACAACGGACCCAUCAACUAUUACUCACCUAACAACAUCAACUGUAACACAAGGUCAGGCGACAAAAGGAAAAGAAGAUACUACUCAUCGUGAGCCAUACCGAAAACCAGCCACAACAAUGUCCGUCUAUUCGACUAUCAAACCAGGUGCAAGCGAAGGUAAAAAACGUCAUAGUCUAAGUACAAUCAGACAACCGCCACCAGAUCCAUUCAAACAUCUUCUAUCAACAUUUCCUGUCAUAACCGAUCAUAAACCGCCAUCACUAUCACCUACAUCAUCCAUCUCACACAAAAUACAAGCUGUUGUUCAAACUAAUAGCGAUAUCGAUACUCAACAACCUCUCUUAGAUGAUGAACCAACACGAUUAAUGUCUGCUGCGAAUGCUUAUACACUGGCUGCAUCGAAAGCCGCUCUGAAAACCAAAUUAGAAUCCAAACAACGUCUUAUUUCCAAUAGACAAGAGGAAAAGAAAUCAAGAUUUCUCACCGCCGAUCAUGAAGAAUCUGAAAUUACCACUCAAAUUAGCUCACAGACAACGAAGAUGACGGGCAGUGACAGUAAAAUCGACGAUAAUGAACAAGAUCUACUCUUAGAUGUCGACAAUUACAUUCCAUUAUCCGACCAUUCGACUGGUACACGUCAACGUCCGAUUAAAUCUCGUUUAGAUGUUGAAAUUCAUCGUUCAACUGUUCAGCCGUAUCAACGUUACUCGAGCGCUACAGCGCGUGACACAGCUAUCACGUGUUUGAAAGAAGCUGCUUACUUCAAACGAAAAUCGUGGCUUAAACAAGUUGAAAUAAGUAAGGAAAUGGUAAGACAUAAAGUAAAACGACGAAUUCGACGAGCAAAUGAGACAUUGUUCAGUCAUAUAGAUGAAGAUGAUGAUAACGAGAUUACUAAUCAGCCAUCGGGAACUUCUGGAGCAAAAACGACCUCAAUCGCUGCAUCAAGCAAUGCGAAAAUGAAUUCAUUGUUCGGAAAUAAAUUUUUACCUAUAGCUACCUCGAGACAAUUUGCAGUUAAGAUUGCAUAA
This is a messenger RNA of Didymodactylos carnosus, 2955 nucleotides long. The record is from the annotation of a GenBank genome assembly. NCBI's taxonomy places the organism in Eukaryota, Metazoa, Rotifera, Eurotatoria, Philodinida, Philodinidae.